CCACACUGAAGAUCGGAAAUAGCUCUUGUUUGACACGUAUACGCACCUCUCCGACGAGCUAGGAGUGAAAGUGAGCGGCUCUACAACCUCAUGACCCAUCAUCGAUGUUGUUUCAUACUGCUUCACGUCCGGCAAAAACUGCAUCGCCUACGCAUGCCUUGCGGUUACAUUCUCGGUGUUCUAGCAGCAUGCUUAUUGCUGCUGGUGUACGUGAUUCAUUCUUCCACUGAGCGGAAAUUCACGAUAGGGCACCAGCAGGCAGGCGUCGCAGCUUAUAUACCAGAGCGCGGCCGACUGGAGACGUUUACCGUGCAGAAUAUAAAGAUUAGCUACUACCUGCCAAAGCUGGGGUGUCCAGAUCGGCCGUGGAUCCUGGCUCUGGUCAUUUCCUCAGCGGAAGAUUUUCAGUGCAGAGCAGCAGUACGUUCUACGUGGGCGAGCGAAGCCUCUGCCCUGGGUCUUAAUUUGACCGAACGACUUCGCGUCCUGCACCUAAUAGCUGUGUCUCGCAAUGAAACAGCGAAUAAUAACAUCAUGCGCGAGAGCCGCACCCACUUCGAUCUGGCGCAGGGAAACUUUGUGGACUCGUAUAGAAAUCUCACGAUCAAGUCUAUCAUGGGACUACAUAUCGCUACAUCCGCGUGUCCUAGGCAACCAGGACUCGUCAUCAAGAUAGACUGCGACACGUAUCUCAACGUCGAUAAUCUCCUGGCUUUCGAAAGCGGUGACAACCACGCGAACGCCAUCUACGGCUUUCUCCUCGACAACGACAGACCGAUCCGGCGAAGGAAGAAUAAAAGCUUCAUCUCGAGGGAAGAGUACGACGGUGGUACCUACCCGCCGUUCAUCGGCGGAUUUUUUUACGUCAUGACAACCGGCGUCGCGGGACAGCUCUACGGGGAAGCGGCGAGAUGUAAUUAUCUGCUGCCUCUCGAGGAUGUAUCCGUAACGGGCCUGCUGGCUGAGCGCGUAGGCGUGAGACGCUAUCAUCUUGCCGGAGUGCUGCGCAGGACGCCUCGCGUAUGGGAGGAGACGUUCUCGGCUCUCGCCGUGCACUCUCUAACUCCCCCGCAGAUGACGAACAUCUCUAAGACGCGUUGGAGAUAUCAGCACAGCUAAGGUGGCAGCAUAAUGCUGUGUGAU
Priapulus caudatus is the source of this 1143-nucleotide messenger RNA. Its product is annotated as beta-1,3-galactosyltransferase 5-like. Gene Ontology annotation, cellular component: membrane. NCBI's taxonomy places the organism in Eukaryota, Metazoa, Priapulida, Priapulimorpha, Priapulimorphida, Priapulidae. Bases 91 to 1119 code for a protein of 342 amino acids. The transcript has a single exon. The record is from RefSeq and is a predicted model, not a curated record. Gene Ontology annotation, molecular function: hexosyltransferase activity.